CAAUGUAUAUAGACGCGUUCAAACGGAUCCUCUUUGAAAGGCUCAACUGCUUGAAGAGAAUGUGUGUGUGUCAGCGCCAGGGCAGCUCCUUCGCCAUGUCUAAGACGGCGGGGAAGAAGCUGCACUGGCGCUCCAAGGUGCUGGACAGCUUCGUGCCCCUGCUGGGGUCCUCGGGGGAGCUGGGGGUCUCCAUCGGGGGAGGGGCAGACUACGGAGAGUUCCCGUUCGUCACCUUGGCGCCCGGUGGAGGACUCACGGUGGGAGACGUCAUCCUGGAGAUCGGGGGCACGCCGGUGUUGGGGAUGACUUUAGGAGACGUCCGUGGGGUCCUAAACUCCUGCCCUCAUCCAAUCAGGAUCAAGACCACCGCUCCAGGCUCCUCACUGUGCAAGGAUCUCAGGUUGUAUCUGAGCAAGUGUUUCACUCCCGGCUCGGUGGACAGCCAGCUCCAGCAGGUCAUCAGAGAGAACCUGUACCUGCGAGCGGUUCCCUGCACCACCAGACAGCUCAGAGACGGGGAGAUCUCCGGCGUAGAUUACAACUUCGUGUCCAUCCAGGAGUUCUUCUCUCUGGAGGAGUCGGGAGCGCUGCUGGAGAGCGGGAAGUUCAAAGGGAAUUACUACGGCACCCCCCGCCCCGUGCACAUCAGCGCAGAGAGCCCCCCCAUCACCUACCAAGAGCACCGAAACCUGCUCAGGAACUUCAGAACGAGGAGCAAGUCCCUCAGCAACCUUGAGAAAAGUGCAGAGGACGCGGAGAACAGUGAGGACGACUCGGGACUCUCAGGAGGCUCUGCAGGGCUCAGCAGCAGCGUCCCCCCCCCACACCGCCCCGCCGGCCGGCCCCGGGCCUCCAGCAGCGGGGGGGAGAGUCGAGGGUUUGAGAGCGGGAUGAUCGGCCGGCGGCUCAGAGGAGUGACCCCCGACCUCUGGGAGCAGGCCUUCAGCGACCCCGGGGACUCCUACUACUCAGAUCGUCACACAAAGAGGACCAACUGGCAGAGCCCUCGAGCCCCGAGCAGGGAGAGCGUCUACCAGAACGAAUGGUUCACGGACCAGCCCCUGGAGCUGCGAGGCUUCCCGGUUCACGCUCUGCUCACUAAAGGUUCCAGAGGGUUUGGGUUCAACAUCGUGGGAGGCAGCCGGCCCAGAGAGUUCCUGCAGAUCUACAGCGUGACGUCCAGCGGACCCUCGGUGCUCCAGACAGCGGACAUCCUGGUGUUCAUCAGCGGAGUGUGUGUGUUGGGGUUUUCCCACAAAGAGGCGGUGGAGCUGCUGCAGGCGGUGCCCUCGGGCCACAGUGUGGACGUGGAGGUUACCCGGGGUUACCCCAUGCUCUACACCCCCGACGGCUGCCCCAAGCUGCCCCCACCCAGGCUCCUGGACCCCCCACCCACCACCACCCAGCCUAAGCCCCGCCUCCCGACCCCCACCCCCACUCACCAUCAACUGCACUUCAACUACAGCUACACGGAGCCGGGGGGGGUCGAUCUGGACGCCAACGGGAACACCAUGUCCUUCUCCUCCAGAGCCCCCCCCUCGUACAGGCGCUCCAGCAUGAGCAACGCCGCCUCGCCCCCCUCCACCCGGCCCCCCCGCCACCUGAGGAGCCUGACCCGCCUGCAGGCCUUCGACCCGACGCUCGCCAGCCAGAGCGACAGCGAGGUGGUGUCGGCCAUCGGGUCACACAGGUCUUCGAUGAUCCGUAACCACAACAACAACUCUCUCUCCGCUCCCCAGCCCCCGCCCCGCUACGGCUUCAAGUCUUCAGAGAGCGACCUGUCCUCCGGCAACAUGUCCACCUCCCGCCUGCCGCUGCCCCUCUCCCCCCACAGAGCCUCCUCCUCCCCCCACAGAGCCUCCUCCUCCCCCCACAGAGCCUCCUCCUCCCCCCACAGAGCCUCCUCCUCCCUCCACAGCACGUCCCCCCACCUCUUCAGACCGCAGAGCUCCCACCUGAGACCCCCAGUGACCCCCGAGCACCAGAACUACAAGCAGAACCAGCAGAACCACCACCAGAACCACCGGGGAGCCAAUGGCUUCAGCCCUCUCUCCUCUCCCGGGGGGGUGAGUGUGGGCAGUCUGAGCGGGGGGGAGCUGGUCCCGGUGGCACUCUCUCAGACGGAGGGGGAUCAGGGUCUGGGCUUCAGUGUGACGGCGGGGGGGCCGGGGGGCCGCAUGAGCCUCGUGAGGAGGGUCUGGGACAGGAAGCAGUGCGGCGCCCUGCAGCCGGGGGACGCCAUCGUGAAGAUCAAUGGGGCGGACGUCCAGAGCCUCAGCUUCUCACAGGUGCAAACUAUCCUGCAGGAGCACACCAAGCAGGCGGAGGUCAUCCUGCUGGUUUACAGAGGAGGCAUCUAUCACUCGUCCGUCUCCCCCGGCUCCCUGCGGAGACUCCCCCCUCCUCUACUCCGCCCCCCUCCCCCCCCUGUCAGCUCAGACUCCUCCCACUUCCUCCCUGACUCCCUCCCUGUUCCCCGGACCUCCCACGCGCCCCCCCCCUCCCCGGCGCCCCACCUGCACUCCUCCUGCCUGGUCCAGAGCACCAGCUUCCUGGAGUCCAUCCCGGUGACGCUGACCAUGGAGCCGCGGGACUGGAUCAACACGGGGCUGGAGGACGAGGCGGGGGCCGUCCCAACGCAGGACUUGGGUCUGGAGAGGGGGGGGAAGACCAGGCCCCUCCGAGGGUUUGACGUGGAGCUGAGGAGGAAACCGGGCGAGGGAUUCGGGUUCGUCAUCGCAUCGCAGGACGUGGAGAACGGAAAAGCCGCCUCGCUCCUCCCUCACCGGUUUGUGACGGUGCGUCGCGGCAGCCCGGCGGCGAAGAGCGGUCAGAUCCGCCCGGGGGACCAUCUGGAGGCGCUGGAGGGCCGCUCCGUCGUCACGCUGCCCCACCGGGAGCUCGCUCAGAUCCUCCGGAGGGCCGGGAACAGUCUGAGGCUCACCAUCGUGCCCCGACCCAGCACCUAUUCUUCAAGCGUUUCAGAAACCACCGAGUAUGACCCCGCGCACAGGAGCAAAAAGGGUCAAAGGUCGCGUCCAAAGCGUGACUCCAGGUAUUACAGCGUGGAUUUGGACCGCGGCUCCUCAGGCUUCGGCUUCUCCCUGCGGGGGGGCAGUGAGUACAACAUGGGGCUGUACGUCCUGGGGCUGAUGGAGGGGGGGCCGGCCUCCAGGAGCACGAGGAUGCAGGUGAGCGAUCAGCUGGUGGAGAUUAAUGGAGACAGCACCUUAGGGAUGACCCACAGUCAGGCUGUGGAGCAGAUCAGGAGAGGAGGACAUCGCAUCCACCUGAUCCUGAAGAGAGGCAACGGAUACGUGCCCGACUACGGCCGUGAGCACGGGAUCUCCCCCCCCUCCCCCCUGCGUCACCCCCAGCAGCAGGGUGUGGCUGCAGUGAACUCCAGCAGGAGGAAGAGGGCCAGCUCCAGGCACAAGAAGAAGCCCAGGAGCAAGUCUACGAGCGCUUUGGAGAAGGAGAAAGCACGGAAAAGCAGCAGCAGGAGGAGGAGGAGGACACACAACUCAGAGGGAGAAUUACAGAGCCCUGAAUCUGAGCCGGGGGAGGACAGGAGGAGGACGAAUAAAGAGUCUCAAAGUGUAACAAGAGAUGACCUCAGGAACCGUGAUGAUAGUGAUGAGCGGAGGGAGAGGAAGAGGGAGAGAGGAAGGAGUAAAAGCAGACGGAGGAAAAGUACAAGUGAGGAGAAGGUAGAGGGUGAGGAGCAAGAGGAGGAAGGGAAGGUGGAGGAGAAGGUGAGUUCAGAGGAGGAAGAUGAUGUCUUCUUACCGAUUCCAAGUCUGGACCGAAAGCUCCCCACACCCAAAUACACCUGGGAGGAGAAGGGGGAGGCGAGCAGGUCUGCAGAGUACAGAGGACUGAAGAGGGAGGAAGAGGAGGAAGAGGAGGAGGAUGCAGAGCGUGACGCCAUGCCGGAGAUGGAUCCCGUGUUUCAGAGGAAUGUGUUCUCCUUCCUCUCCUCCUCGCUGACCCUGGAUCAGCAGCAGGAGGAGGACGAGGAGGAGGAGGAGUCUGAGUCUGGAGGGAGUUUAUCGGACGCGGCGAGCAUCUCGGGCCUCUCUCUGGCCGCGGCGCAGCCCGGACCCUGGCUCGUCCCCAGAGGGAAGAGGAGGGGAGGCCAGAGGAGCUCCUUCUUUAACUUUUUUAACAGGAAAAAGAGCGUGGAGCAGCAGCAGCUGGACGAACCCUCCGGAUGAGAGCAUUUACUCUUUCUGAUAAUCUACAGUCUGAUAUUCUUUGUGCCUUUUUACAGCUGACCUCUGACUGAUUUCACAACCUGUAAAUAACAACAACAUAGAGUAGAGAGUCCUGAAACAGUCAGCCUUUUCUCCCGUUCCCUCGCUAUGGUUUGUGUUUUGGUUGUUAGCCGGCCUGUGGUUAGCACAAGCUGAAGAGAUGUUAACGCGUUGUUUUACGACAUACAAUAAGUCAGUAAAUGUGUCUAAAUGAGACGACUAAACGUCACCACGGCGACUCUAUUGAAGCGAGUAAACUUACAAUACAGAAGUUGCUUCAUUAGGCCUCGCAUUCAAAGAGUUUUGGUGCUGUUAUUUCAUGAUGUUUAAUACGUGAAAUGUUAAAAGCAAGGACGGUAACCUAGACAAUAUUGACGCCUAGCUAGGGCUGCUCAAUUAAUCAUAUUCUAAUCUCGAUUACGAUUAUGGCUUGCAACGAUUACGAAAACAACGUAAUCGAAAUAAAACGAUUUUUAA
Messenger RNA from Gymnodraco acuticeps, 4733 nucleotides. It is a transcript of the gene magixb, whose product is annotated as membrane-associated guanylate kinase, WW and PDZ domain-containing protein 1. Gene Ontology annotation, cellular component: cytoplasm. Gene Ontology annotation, molecular function: protein binding. The record is from RefSeq and is a predicted model, not a curated record. Gene Ontology annotation, biological process: signal transduction. Lineage: Eukaryota; Metazoa; Chordata; Actinopteri; Perciformes; Bathydraconidae.